Paramormyrops kingsleyae is the source of this 3603-nucleotide messenger RNA. RefSeq names its product solute carrier family 25 member 36-A-like. NCBI's taxonomy places the organism in Eukaryota, Metazoa, Chordata, Actinopteri, Osteoglossiformes, Mormyridae. Gene Ontology annotation, molecular function: pyrimidine nucleotide transmembrane transporter activity. Gene Ontology annotation, cellular component: mitochondrion. The record is from RefSeq and is a predicted model, not a curated record. Gene Ontology annotation, biological process: pyrimidine nucleotide import into mitochondrion.
CGUCAACGAGACACUUCGCCACGGUUCGUUACGGCGACGUUAGUCGAGGCGGAGGAGCCGAGGAGCGAGGCGGUCAGUUUUUAAAGUGGCUGGAAGCAGACAGAAAAAACCAUAGAUAACGCACAGGAAUAAUCAUUCCUGUUCCUUGCUAGCUAGCCAUUACUAGUCUACAGUCCGCAUCUGUCGCUUGUCCGCAUAGCUGCUACGCCCGCCGAAACGCCCCCCCCGCCGAUACUGCGCUCCGCAGCCCGCCGGCCCGGGUGCGGGUCCCGAGAAUGCUGAAGAAUGACCCACAGGGACACUCUGGUUCAUCUGUUCGCUGGCGGGUGUGGGGGCACAGUAGGUGCCAUCCUCACGUGUCCCCUGGAGGUGGUGAAGACCAGGCUGCAGUCGUCCUCCAUCACUCUGUACAUCUCUGAGGUUCAGCUGGGAACCGUCAGCGGAGCUGGCGUGGCACGUGUCUCCCCGGGACCCCUGCACUGCCUCAAGAUGAUUUUGGAGAAAGAAGGCCCCCGCUCUCUCUUCAGGGGGCUCGGACCUAACCUGGUGGGUGUGGCCCCCUCGAGGGCUAUAUACUUCGCUGCCUACUCCGGCGCCAAAGAAAAGCUGAACGCCAUUUUCCAGCCUGAGUCCACCCUGGUGCACAUGAUGUCUGCUGGCCUUGCAGGUUUCACGGCGAUCACCACUACCAACCCCAUCUGGCUGAUCAAGACGCGCCUACAGUUGGAGGCCAGAAACCGAGGCGAGCGGCGCAUGAGUACCCUGGACUGCAUACGGCGGGUUUACCGCUAUGACGGUGUGCGCGGCUUCUACCGCGGCAUGUCGGCCUCCUACGCCGGCAUCUCUGAGACUGUCAUCCACUUUGUCAUCUAUGAGAGCAUCAAGCGCCGCCUACUGCAGGCCAAGGCCGCCGCCCACGUGGACGAGGAGGAGGAGACAGUGCGGGACGCCUCUGACUUCCUGGGCAUGAUGCUGGCCGCAGCCACAUCCAAGACCUGCGCCACCUCCAUCGCGUACCCCCACGAGGUGAUCCGCACACGGCUGCGAGAGGAGGGUACGAAGUACCGCUCUUUCCUGCAGACUCUGGCCACGUUGCUGCGUGAGGAAGGCUACAGCGCUCUCUACAGGGGCCUCACCACUCACCUGGUGCGGCAGAUUCCCAACACCGCCAUCAUGAUGUCCACCUAUGAGCUAGUGGUCCAUCUGCUGAAUGGGUAGCCCCUCCCAACCACAUACAGGCACAGCGUGACAGAGAAAGCGAAGAGAGCGCCCCUUAAGGAGAGGAGCAGACGGAUCGGCGUGGGAAGACCAGCUCAAACACCCGGCACAGGACUCUGAUCACCUGCAGGGUGUAAUCGUUAUUGUAAGGAGUCAGGGUGAUGGUUAGGCUCAGCCUUAAGUGUAAACUCUGCCUAGCUGGAUGUUUGCAAGACGAGCGAAUUACAGCCAAACGCAUUUCCAAUAUCGAGUCUUUAAAGAGCAAAAUAUCUCCGCGAGAAUGGGAACCGGAGGCGGGGAAAAUGCUUUUAAUGGUACUUAUCACAUAAAAAUAACCAUUUUAAUAACAGCUUUGCUCAUAAUUAAAAGAUCUUUUAAAUGAUUUAUUUAACCCACAAGCAUUUCACAGGAUGCGUUUUGAUAGGCUGUCCGGAAUGCUGUGUUACUUCCGCGUGGCACAUGCAGUUCGCCCAUCUAUGAAGCGGUUAAUUUAUAGUGUUGCUGGUACAGGCCGUGCCGACCCAGCGGAGUAAGUCCACUCAUGCGGCUGAAGUCACCGCCACGUGGGUCUCUCGGGAGAUCACUGAGGUGUUACCGUUCUCCAUACUGACUUGAGAGUGCACUUUGUGGCCUCCUUUGGCUGGUGAUUGAUUCUCAUUUUAAUUUCUCUUGAUUAUCAAGCAUAAUAUUUUAUGGUUUUCUUUGAAAAUAUAGUACAGUUCAUUGUACUCACUCCAAUGAAAUUUAAAGUAUGUGUAUAUAUAUUGUGUAUGUAUACACAUAGAUCUAAAAUCUUUAUUGAAAAGCUCCCUGCAACAGCCUGCAUUGCGGGCAGAGACAUUUCAUUCAGAUCCGAACGCUUGAUGUGGUUCUCAUAGGGCCCGUUGACUUCUGGUCCUUCACUCAUCCAGGUCCUGAAAAGAUGAGGUCUGCAUUUUCAAAGGCUGUCUUCAAUGAUUAGGCAGUGUCACUCAUCUCCUUUCUCAGCAUUACAUUUACAUUCUGCCUUGUACCCACAGAAACACCCCUCCAGUCGUUUCCCUUUCAGUCGUUUGGCAUUGGAGGGAUAGCCAGACAGUUACGUUGCAGAGUGAUGAGACAUCCUGUCAGUUGUAUAUAAUUAUGUGUACAUUAUCUGUGUGUCUGCUAUGGGGGCUUAAUGUUUCCGUUCAAGUCCAAUGUAUUAAUUUUUUUUUUUACGCCUAAAUUUGCAUUGCAGUGGUUUUUCUCAAAGCAGGUAUUACAGUCUGAUUGCAGGGGGCAUUCUAUAUGCAGUGAGGGAAGGAAUUUGGCUUCAUAGCCUUUGUUGGAUGGGAUUGUCACGCGUGGUGAAUCACCUGUGGUGCUGUACCUGCUGCUGAUGCACUCUAUAGUUGCGUGAUUUUCAUUAAAUCCAAAUGAUUUUUUUUCGUAACAUGAACAAACAUCCUGUUACAGAUAUCGAUGCUGUUUUCGGGUUUGUUUUAUGCUGUUUGUUGUAGCACGACUGAAGAAUUCCACAGUGGACACAUGGGUGAAAGGUAGUGAUGGUCAAAUGAAGCUGUAUUUUCUGACUCAACUAGAUGGUGCUCUCUGUUCAAAAACAUGGCCCAGACCAAGAGCACCAUCCAGCGGCAAAUGAAAAUACAGCAAAUGAUUCAUGAAACUUCAUUUGGCCAUCACUAGUGAGAGGCGCUCUGCUGGCUGUAGUGCAGGAGUUGCCAUGCCAAUGCCUGAUCAAAAAAAUGUCAGUUUCCAAACAUUGAUGGUGACUUCGAGGUGACUAGCCAGAAUAAAGGCACCGUGAAUGUAUAAAAAUACUUUGAUGCUAUUAUUAGUGAUGGCCAAAUGAAGCUUUUUUUCUGACCCACUGGAUGGUGCUCUUGGUUUAUUCUAGGAUGUGUUUUUGAGCCUUUUUUUGAAGAGAGCACCAUCUAGUGGAGUCAGAAGACACAGCAAAUGGUUCAUGAAGCUUCAUUUGGCCAUCGCUAGUUAUUACUGGGUGAUGGUCCUAGAUUUUUCAUUUUGAUUUUAAUGAUGUAAAAAAUAUAUAAUUAUGUAUUGUACCAAAGGCGUAACUUUGGGUUCAGCAUGGGGGGGUAGAGGUCUCCGCUAAUUUAGGGGGGUCCAGGGGGUUGUUUUGAUUAUUGGGGGGGGUUAACACCUCCCCUUCCCCCCCACAAUUUAUGCACAUGCGUUGUACCAUUGUCAACUUGGUGCAACUGUUAGGAAUAAUGCUCAUUGUGUCCACAAUGUGGCGCCACAGGGCUCAGUUUGGUAAUUGCUUGUGAUCAUAUACAUUUUUCAUUUUUGUUGUUCAGUUAUUUGAAUGAAAAUGUUCAGAGCCUCCUAUGCAUCACUAUAUCCCCUUUUGUACAAAAGUGAAUAAACUAAAUUUGAAAUCUG